CAGCACUUCUACAAAGAAAGCAGAGGCAAUGGAUUAAACCCACAGGUAGGAAAUACGCCUGUAACGCUUCAAAAAAUAAAGACUUACCGGCAGAAUUCUCUUAUUAUCGGAACAAAGAAGGACUGGAAUUUGAAGCGACUUGAAUCAGCUACCUGUAAUUACAGUCUGAUUAUCAGCUCUGAGACAGUAACAAGUCUGGACAAAGUCCCAGCUCGUCAUAACAAAACUAUUUCUCCAGUUGUCCCAGUGCAAAGCCUGCUAACCAGAAGCAGUACCACAGCAGUGGCCGGUUUUAGAAGCAAUGCUCCUCCCUCUGUGUCUAAAGCCUGCAAAGGGUGGAUCCUCUUUCACUCAACACGACUUUAAAAAAAACCCGCUUCUCCGGAAGUCAAGGUUUCUUCAGAACUUCCCAAAAGUGUUGAAACCCCUUCAGCUGUCAGGUAUUUAUACUCUAUAUUGUUUAGCUAUCUUUCUUUGUUUUGACUCAGUACUUCUCUCCUAUGUCUUCUCAUGUACAACAGGGGCAAACGGUUGUUGUUGUUCGUGAGGUUUAUGAAGGCAGAAAAAACAACAGAUGGUCAAUGUUGCCAUCAUGUUCUUACUUCUGCAAUCUCCUGUCCUGUCUAUUCAGAGAUGCUUCAAAGCAGAGUGGGUUGUGAGAGAAAGAGAGACAAAGUUUGGAACUAAACUGUGUUUUUAAUCACCAAUGCCAGAUAAGACUGCAUAUCUUGUAAUGUGUAGCCUGUAAGUACCAUUAUACAUGACGGCGUUCCAAGAGUUUCACUGUGUGUUUCAAAUAAUUUUGUAAAUGAAUUUAGUUUUACCAUGGAUACUGACUAUAAAUGAAGAGUAGAAGUUGACUAACAAAAUACUUAACGCCAUGACGUACAGUCAUAAUCAGCCAAUUACAUAGGCUACACAUACACGCUGCUAUUAAGACCGUGUCGUAAAUAACGGUUGAGUGUGGUCGUGAGAGCAAACUUUGCAAAGCUGACUUUAUCUAAAACAUUUAACUUUUAGCUUGAUAAUUCAACAAUAACGGAAAUUUCGCAACAAAUGGGUUGGGUGAUGGCAUGAUGGUUUUUAUAGUGUGUCACGCUUAAUCUUUGCUUAAAAAUAGGUUUAGUAAAGUGGUAUUAUUAUUGGUAUACAUCAUUCUUUUGGCUUAAAAUAUGAAAGCUUGUUAGUUGAAGAUAAAAGGGAAGAAGGGACACAAAUUUCACCAGAAGCACCCUUAACGGGAAUGUACAAAUCAGUGUGAGCUAGCUAUUGAGUGUGGCUUCUUUAGGAUCUAUUUCCACUAGCGGAGCAAAAAUACACAGAACAUUUGGCCAUAUUGUGUCCAAAAUGUCACUUACUUGAUAUUAGUUUCUUGUUGUAUAAAAGCAGUAUCGCCCUCGCAGUUGUGUGGUUAUACUAAAUAUCAUCAUGGCUGUCAGUCGCCGUAGGUAAUCAAUUUCUUGUGUACUCUCGCUUGUGUGAUAUUGCUUAAAUAUAUUAAUCUUCAUCAAAUAUGACUUCCACACAUUAAUGGAUCCCUGAGUCGCCAUCUGGAUUAGGCUCUCAUAACAGCAGGGCUGCAUGUGAGUAAAUAUACACAAAAGUGUACAAUAAUUUUGUUUUACUGUAGCCAGUUAACCUACUGACAUGUUUUUGAGAAACCGAAGAACCCUGGAGGAAAUCCAUGCAGAACGUAUUCUGGUCUAUGGUUUUACACCAUGCAGUCAUAUCAUAAUCACAUGACUUUAGUUCUUUUGGUACUUGUUUCAGUAUUACUUCUCCUUCCACUGUAACCACAAGCAUAAGGCUAGUUACCUAAAGAAUAAGGGAAACAACAGCAAAGCAGAAAUUUCUCUCUCUCUCUCUCUCUCUCUCGCUCUCUCCAGGGGUCCACUAUGAUUCUUCCUCAUUCCCUGCUCCUUUUAGUCUGCCUCUCUGGACCACUGGCCUGCCAUGCAUUCAAGAUUUGUGCCUUCAAUGUUCAGAGUUUUGGAGACUCAAAAGCAACAGACAGCACAGUUUUGCACAUCUUAACACAGAUUGUGUCACGCUGUGAUGUGUGUUUGCUUCAAGAAGUCAGAGAUCAGAAGAAAACAGCCGUUCCACGUCUGCUUAAUAGACUCAAUGACUAUGAAAGGGGUCACCAGUAUGACUAUGUGUCCAGUGAACGUCUUGGCAGGACACAAACAUAUCAAGAGCAAUAUGUUUUUGUAUUCAGGACUGACUCAGUCAGGUUAAUAAACCAGUAUCAGUACCCAGACACACAGAAAGGAGAUGAGGAUGCUUUUGCCAGGGAGCCUUUUGUAGUGCACUUCCGAGCACCUAAAACAGUGAUUGGCGAGUUUGUUCUGAUCCCAAUGCACACCUCACCUAGUAACGCCACCAAAGAGAUCGAUAAACUCUAUGAUGUCUUUGAGGAUGUUAGACAUUUGUGGAACACAGAGGACAUAAUGUUCCUUGGUGACUUCAAUGCAGCUUGUGGAUACGUGGCCAAGAAAAACAGGAAGAACAUAAGACUCUACUCCAAUGCUUUCAGCUGGCUGAUAGAUGACAAACAGGAUACUACAGUAAGAGGAACCACUGACUGUGCAUAUGACAGGAUAGUCGUUCACGGAGAUUCCUUCCUCAGAGCUAUAGUGCCAUUCUCAGCACAACCAUUUAAUUUUGCCACCGCAUACCGGAUCACAGAGGAAGAGGCUUUACGUGUGAGUGACCACUAUCCUGUAGAGGUGGCCCUGAAGAUCAAGUCAGGAAGUGAGCAGAGAAGCAUAAUCUUGUUCCAAAUAACUCUUGGCCUUCCCUUGCUACUCCAACUGAAAUGACACCAUUUUGAAAGUGGACACUUUUUUUAAGUCAGCAAGUUUGAGAGAAGAUAACUAUGCAUGAUGAAUAUCAUCCAAGCCAAAGCUGCACAAGAACGUACUGGGUUUCUUGUCAAUAACGUGAUACACGUUUUCAUGCCCUUUAAAUCAAGGAGAUUGUACGUAGUAACCGAGUUUAUCAAAGACUCAAAAACACACCACUUUAUUUAGCCAAUGUUUUUAAUGUUAUGCUGGAAUAUCAUAGGACACAGUCUUACUUCUUUUUGGUUGAAAGUAUAUUUAAGGUAACUGGCUGCUAAUGGAUCAGCUGUUUUGCCACUUUACUGGGGUUUUGGGAUUUAGGUUUGUAAAUGGCACAAGCAAAGCUACCUGGACAAAAUAAAAUUUGCUGAUUCCUCCAACAGCAAUAUCCAACUUUACAAUGUCAGUAGGUUGCACGACUGGAAGACUAACCCCUUUGUCAGAUUCAGAGGACACCUUUUAUUGUUCAUGUCAAGGCAAAACAAAAUGCUUACAUAUUGCAUGAAGUCAAAUCUGUGCAGGUGAGGGAAAGCAUAGCCAAGUCUUAGGAAAUAAAUUACAUGAUAUUUUGUUCAUCUCACGGGAACAAUUCACCUGGCAUUCAUUGGGGACUAUCCUGGUGUUCAGUCAUGCAGAUUUGGCCCCUACAGUUGUCACCCUGGAACAUGAAGCAUCAGUGACAUGCACACCACUUGCCAAGUACCAAUGGCAAUCCAGUUGAAUGCAAAGUUUGUCCAGGUGCUCAGCUACUGACAUUGUAUGAUAAUUCACUACUGUUGGUGGAUGCAGAUAUUUUGUCUAAGGACCUUAACACUGUCUACCUUUAAUGCAUCUGUAUUCUGAUUAAAAUAAGCUUUAUUUCUCUCUCCAGUUUGUGCACUGACCUAGAAAAACAAAAGAUGUGAUUUUUGAAUUUCCCCUACAAGGGGUCAAUAAAAGGUACAUCUAUUGAUGUUCAGGUUCCACUCAUUUAUUGAAUUUAAGGCUAUUUAAGUUGUUAUAGUGCCCCUAUUACCCACCCAAUUAAAUAAUCUGUUGAAGUUAGAUAAUAAUUGGAAUUUUGCAUGCAUGUAAACACAUUCAAGCUGUUCUGACAGCAGGACAAACGUUUUCAGACUUUGUGUAUGCCAAA
Ictalurus furcatus (blue catfish) is the source of this 3975-nucleotide messenger RNA. RefSeq names its product deoxyribonuclease I-like 1 (gene dnase1l1). Gene Ontology annotation, cellular component: nucleus. Gene Ontology annotation, molecular function: DNA nuclease activity. Gene Ontology annotation, biological process: DNA catabolic process. The record is from RefSeq and is a predicted model, not a curated record. Bases 1896 to 2822 code for a protein of 308 amino acids. The transcript is spliced from 9 exons. NCBI's taxonomy places the organism in Eukaryota, Metazoa, Chordata, Actinopteri, Siluriformes, Ictaluridae.